AUGAGCAAGCCGCGGGCGGGGGACGCGCAGCCGGGCGCGGCGGAGUACGACGCCGCGGUGCUCGAGGCCGUCGGCGCGGGCGACUGGCUGUGCGUGGUCGAGCUCCUGGCCGAAGUAAAACUCCUGAAGUUCAGGCUCCCGGACACAACCGUCAUGGCCGCGUCGCGCGCCCUGUGCGAGGGCGGGCAGUGGGGUCGCGGCGCGGGCCUCCUCGAGGACGCGAUCCUCGCCGGCGCGUCGUGCGACGACGCGACGCUGCGCUCCGUCAUCGGCGCGUGCGACGCCGCCGCCACCGCCGUGGGCGACGCCAGCACGGCCACCCGCGCGGCCAAGGCCGCCACGGGCAUCCUGGACGCGGUAGCGAGCACGGACGACGAGGCCGAGGCGCCGGGGUGGGCGCGGAACGCGGUCGCGCGGCUGCUGGCGCGUGCGGGCGACUACGACGGUGCGGAGGCGGCUCUGGACGCGUUGAUGCGCGAGGAGGUGGCGGUGGAGGGGCGGACGUUCACGGUGAUCGCGGCGGAGCUGCUGCGGGCGGGGGAGGGGGACCGGGCGGAGGUCGUGCUCGAAUGCCGGGACUACUUGUGA
This is a messenger RNA of Pedinophyceae sp. YPF-701, 588 nucleotides long. The record is from the annotation of a GenBank genome assembly. Lineage: Eukaryota; Viridiplantae; Chlorophyta; Pedinophyceae.